UUUGGAUGGAAGUGAAGCCACUUCCGCCUCAUGGCGGUCUCAGUCUCCUUCCGGGUUAUGGAGACGGGUGCCCCGGAUGUAAUACUGGCGAAAGCAUCUUUCCUUUCUUUCCCCGCCUGAUUCUGGGUUCUUAGGUGAGCGCCAGCCGCUGAAGGAAGUGUUCUGUCAGCCAUGCCAAAGAGGAAAGUGACUUUUCAAGGUGUAGGAGAUGAGGAUGAUGAAGAUGAAAUCAAUGUCCCCAAAAAGAAGCCAGUGGACCCUGUGGCUGGAGCGGGGGGUCCCGGGAGCCGCUUCAAAGGCAAACACUCUUUAGACAGUGAUGAGGAGGAUGAUGAUGAGGAGGGGUCCAGCAAGUAUGAUAUCCUGGCCUCAGAGGAUGUAGAAGGUCAGGAAGCAGCUACUCUCCCUAGUGAGGGGGGUGUGAGGAUCACACCUUUCAACCUGCAGGAAGAGAUGGAGGAAGGCCACUUUGAUGCUGAUGGCAACUACUUCCUGAACCAGGACGCACAGAUCCGAGACAGCUGGCUGGACAACAUUGACUGGGUAAAGAUCAAGGAACGGCCACCUGAUAAGCACCAGGUUUCGGACUCAGAGGAAGAAGACAGCCUGGGUCAGACACCAAUGAGUGCCCAAGCCCUUCUGGAGGGACUUUUGGAGCUGUUGUUGCCAAGAGAGACAGUGGCUGGGGCACUUAGGCGUCUGGGGGCUCGAGGAGGAGGCAAAGGGGACAGCAAGGGGACUGGACGGCCCAAUUCCCCACAGCGCUUAGACCGGCUCUCUGGGUUGGCUGAUCAAAUGGUGGCUCGAGGCAACCUUGGUGUAUACCAGGAAACGAGGGAACGGUUGGCUAUGCGACUGAAGGAUUUGGGGUGUCGGACUCAGGGAACCCAUGACCCCGCACCUCCACCCUCCCUGGAUAUGUUUGCUGAGGAAGUGACAGAGGGGGAGCUGGAAACCCCAACCCCUACCCAUAAAGGAGAAGCAGAGUCAGCGGGAGAUGGUCUCAUGGACGUGAUGUGGGAGUAUAAGUGGGAGAACACAGGGGAUGCUGAGCUGUAUGGACCGUUCACCAGCGCCCAGAUGCAGACCUGGGUGAGUGAAGGCUACUUCCCGGAUGGUGUUUAUUGCCGGAAGCUGGACCCUCCAGGCGGUCAGUUCUACAAUUCCAAACGCAUUGAUUUUGAUCUCUACACGUGAACCUGCUAAGGGCCCAGUGUGGCAGCCCCUUCCUCCUUGGACUUGGCAGAAGAGGCCCCAGCUGCCCUGGGCAGUGAGGAAAUUGGAAGCUACUCUUCAGCCAGUUUCCCUUUCCCAAUAAAAGCCUUGAGUGUG
Molecule: messenger RNA, 1332 nt
Organism: Phodopus roborovskii (desert hamster)
Lineage: Eukaryota; Metazoa; Chordata; Mammalia; Rodentia; Cricetidae
Gene: Cd2bp2
Product: CD2 cytoplasmic tail binding protein 2
Exons: 7
Coding region: 172-1197 (341 amino acids)
Cellular component (GO): U5 snRNP
Molecular function (GO): protein binding
Source: RefSeq, a predicted model, not a curated record